Molecule: messenger RNA, 369 nt
Organism: Lactuca saligna
Lineage: Eukaryota; Viridiplantae; Streptophyta; Magnoliopsida; Asterales; Asteraceae
Source: the annotation of a GenBank genome assembly
AUGGAGGUGAAAGUGAAGAAACAAGGAGAGCAGAUGGUUGUAGAGGAGUUGAGGAGGAAAGUCUUUGAGGCAGAUGUGGCUUGGCUUCUCCAUAAAGGGUACGCUCACAUGAUGGACCAGGUGAUUGAGAGUGUUGAGUUCUUGUUGGGGGUCUGGCAGAUGAAGGAGAAAUGCAUGGCGGCCAACGUGGAGGGUGGAAAACAAGUGAUCCGGGAGCAUGUUGUCACUGACUUUGCUUCCUACCUUCAUCUUUUUGAGCUUGUUAUGGAAGGCCUUUGCCAAUUAUGCAAUGAUCCUGAUGCUGAAGAGAACCAACCUGAAGGUAGCUCCUCUAAGGUCGGGCCCUCCUCCGGUCCUCUUGGUAAGUGA